Molecule: messenger RNA, 447 nt
Organism: Gigantopelta aegis
Lineage: Eukaryota; Metazoa; Mollusca; Gastropoda; Neomphalida; Peltospiridae
Product: histone-lysine N-methyltransferase SETMAR-like
Exons: 1
Coding region: 1-447 (148 amino acids)
Molecular function (GO): nucleic acid binding
Source: RefSeq, a predicted model, not a curated record
AUGCUGACAACUGAAAUGAAGGAGACCAAGGUGCCAAUUAACAGAUCUCUGUUGACCAGGUUUAAUCAAAACCAGCAUGAUUUUCACUAUACACUGGUGACCUGUGAUGAAAGCUGGUUACAUUACUAUGAUCCACAGAGCAAACAGGAAUCCAUGGAAUGGAAACACCUUGGAUCUCCAAAGACCAAGAAGUUCAAGGCUUCGAGGUCCACCAAGAAGAUCAUGGCCACCAUCUUCUGGGAUAGCCAAGGCAUCAUUCAUGUUGACUGUCUACCACGUGAUACUACAAAGAAUGGUGGAUACUAUGCCAAUAUUUUACAUGAGCUGCACCACUCUAUCAAGGGGAAACGAAGAGGCAAAAUCAGUCAUGGCAUCCUCCUUCACGAAGACUGCCCCAUUUCAUACAAGCCAAGUUGCCAUAGCAGCUGUGCAGGAGUGUGGGUAUGA